GGGAAUCAGAUGUAAACAAAAACAAACCCUGAAUGUUGCCCAUACACCCGGAAUCGCCGGAACACACCACCAAUUCCGUAUAGAUAGCCUUUCCAGUCCCGUCCAUAAACACAAUGGUUCAGACACGAUCCGCCUCAUCGACCGCGGUGCCGCGCCUGUCGCCCCCGCCUCCCUCACCAACAAAGCGACGCGUAUCGAACCGCAGCGCCUCAAACACACCCGCACCUACCUCGGCCCCUGCGGCGGCGACGGAAGUGGAGGUAACAAAGCCCUUGGCAGCCCUCCGCGGCGGGAGCAGCAGCAGCACCACCUCCUCCUCGUCCCCCGCUAUCCUCUCGCACACGCCCUCCACCCUGGCCCUCGCGUGGCUCGCCAUCUCCCUGCCGCUGGUCGCCUGGGACACGGGGUACAUCAUGCUGCGGCCGCACAGCAUGCCGGGUGGGUCGUGGCACGCGCCGAUAUGGGUGCCGUACGCGCUGUACGGGCAGGUCGACUACGUCUACGGCCGCGAGCGCUGGGAGGCCGGCGACGGCUUCUGCGGCGCCCAGGGGACCAUGAACAUUGUCGAGUCGCUCAUGUACCUGGCCUACCUGUGGAUCUGGUACAGCAACAAGACGGCGACGGGCGCUAGCGGCAGUGGCGCCGCGAGCACGAGGGGUGCGGUCACUGGCAGGUCGGCGGGGUUGGCCAUGCUCAUCAUGUUUUCGGCCUGCGUCAUGACGGUCAGCAAGACGGUGCUGUACUGGCUCAACGAGAGCUGGUCCGGUUUCCACGGCAUCGGGCACAACUCGGCGAGGGAUUUGGUUGCGCUGUGGAUUAUUCCCAAUGGCGCCUGGAUCAUCUUCCCAACCUAUCUCAUCUAUGCUUACGGCCGGGAGAUUCUCGACUCCAUGGCCCCGUCGACUCAUCGCGCCACAGAGAAGCUGGAGUGAUGCGACUACUCUGGGGUUUCAGAAUUAAGAUGAAGAGUUUCCGAGUAUUUUAUUGAUGUGCCGUAAUCGCAAAGUACAUAUGCAAGGGAGAUGUCCAGCGGUGUAAUUGUACGCUACCAGGAGGCGCGGACCCCUUUUUUUCUUACAGGUGGAGUACACAACAUGAUUUUGGACAUACACAUGUAAUACGGGCGCUUUUUGACCUUGCUUCAAAGACGCUAUUGUUUUUCCUCAUUAAAUUCAUGACGGCUAUGUACAAAAUUUUCUUUCCGCUGCUCAUUUCUCCUUAGUCGAUCUUGAUGGUCAUCUUGCCAAUGUGCUUCUUGUUCCACAUGUACUCGUACGCCUCCUUGAUCUGGUCG
Pyricularia oryzae 70-15 is the source of this 1294-nucleotide messenger RNA. RefSeq lists its product as hypothetical. Lineage: Eukaryota; Fungi; Ascomycota; Sordariomycetes; Magnaporthales; Pyriculariaceae. Bases 114 to 932 code for a protein of 272 amino acids. The record is from RefSeq and is a predicted model, not a curated record. The transcript is spliced from 3 exons.